AUGGCUUCGUAUCUUACGGAAAAGGAGCAGGAGCAAAUGGUGGAGCACAUGCAUAAGAUUGUCCCGCAAGAGGAGCUCUUGCAGGAGGUGGUUUCUGGCUGGAUGAACCGAAUGCAUGGCGUGUUUCCGAAGAUUCACGAGAGAUGGACAGGAUUGGUGAAGCCCAAGCUCUCAGGGACUAAAUUACCUCGUCCAAAGACCACGCCUCUGACAGCUACCACUCUCAAAAACAGGCAUCCCAUUGACGAGUUGUUGUACUGGCACAACGCAAUUAGAAAGGAACUGGAAGCUUUUCACAGAGAAGUGAAAGGCCUGGAGCUUGACACCUUCGACAGUCUAAUAAGAAGAUACCGGUUCCUCUCAGAUAUUUGUGUGUUUCACAGCACAGCGGAGGACCAGGUGGUCUUUCCUGCUCUUUCAAAACGUGUAGACCUUCCGACACGCUAUGUACAGGCCCAUGCAAACGAAGAGAAGCUCUUUGCUGCAGUAGGGCAUCUGCUGGAUGAGGUUCGGCAUGUGAUGGAGCACAGUCCAAGUGCUGCCGAGCCGCUCCUUUCAGAGCUGAAGAAACAAGCACUCACCAUUGUGGAGUCACUGGACCAGCACCUGCAAGCUGAAGAGGAUGAUGUGUUUCCUCUGUUGCGGCAGCACUGCAGCCUGGAUGAGCAGCGGCAGCUCGUCUACCGGUGCCUGCUGGUCAUGCCUCUGCGGCUGCUGGAGCGUGUGCUCCCAUGGGUAAUGACAUUCGUCACAAAGGAGGAGGCCACAGAGAUCGUGGAGAACAUGAAGCUCGCGGCUCCUGAGAUGGAUGUUCCUCUGGUCUCCCUGUUCACAUCCUGGGCCAGUAAGCACCCACCACAAUCUGACGACACCACCACACCACCCCAAGCCUUAGAUUCCAGCGUUUUUGACACUCCAAGACCAUUCACAACAGCAAAAUCAGGAAACCACUCAUUACACUCGAGUGCAUCCGCGGAUGCAGCCUCAUUGGAAGUGGGAUCCCAGCGCACAGCAGCCAGCCCCAAGGACAGCGUCUCAACCCCUCCUUCGAAGCGAGCCAGGCUCCUCAGCGGGUCAUUCCAGAGCCUGCCAGCAAUCCUAAUUAAACCCGAGCCCCCCCCUCCUAUGCAGCUCUCUGCUUCCGAGCCUGGGUCUCUGGGUUCCAAAGCGCUCAGCUUCUCCAGCGCAGCAGGCCGCGCUCUCACUCGCUCAUCCGCCUCCAGAGGGGGGUUUCUCACAGGGGGUGUCCUGGGUCCCGGCAUUUUCUCAAACGACAGGGGUAGCUCGUCAAGCCAGCGGCCCAUCGAUGCAAUUUUCCACUUCCACCAGGCGCUUAGGAAGGACCUGGAGUACCUGUCUGCUGAGUCAGCGCGGCUAGCCACGUGUGACGACGACGCUGCCCGGGAUUUCAGCGGGCGGUUCCACUUCCUGUGGGGGCUGUACCGCGCGCACAGCAAUGCCGAGGACGAGAUUGUGUUCCCGGCGCUGGAGGCAAAGGAGGCGCUGCACAACGUGAGCCACUCGUACACGAUCGACCACAAGCAGGAGGAGGAGCUUUUCGAUGCGAUCGCCGGCGUUCUAAACCAGCUCUCAGGGGUCAUUUCUGCGAUAAAUAAAGCCAAGGGUGUGGCUGCGAAAGCCGAGGAGAGCGGAGGGGAGGAGGAGCGGGAGGAGGCGAGGAAGCAGGUGAAGGAGCUGGAGGAGAGGAGGAGGGAGCUGGCGGAAAGGGUGCAUCGGAUGAGCCUGUCUGUGCGGCUGUGCCUGGACCAGCACAUCUCCCGCGAGGAGCUGGAGCUGUGGCCGCUGUUUGGGAUUCACUUCAGCAUGGAGGAGCAGGACGCGAUUGUGGGGCGCAUCAUUGGCACCACGGGCGCCGAGGUGCUGCAGGCCAUGCUGACGUGGAUCACAGCAGCCAUAUCAGACGAGGAGCAGGCAGGGAUGGUGGACACGUGGCGCAAGGCAUCCCGCAACACCAUGUUCGACCAAUGGCUGAGCGCCUGGUGGAAGUCCCCUGCUGGCACGUCCAACCCCCUGCCGCCCUCCCCUGGGCACCAAGGCCACGCUAGGGACGACCUAGCUGAUAGCCUCUCCUCUGACGCGCUACAGAUGGUGGCUGAGUAUCUAGAGAGUGAUGGGUCACGACAAGCAGCAGGGGCAGAGGCAGCAGAGCAGGGGGGUGCAGUAGCAGCAACGCGUGUUGACGCCUCCUGUGCGGAUGGUGCUGCAGAUGCUGGUGGUGCUGCUGCUGAUGGUGGUGCAGGUGCUGCUGGUUGUCAUGGUGGUGGGUGUGGACAUGGGCAUGCGGAAGGGACGACAUCUGACAGGGAGGGUACGGGCGGGGAAGGGUGUUCUGCGGCAGGAGAAUGUGGUGAUGGGCGCAGUGGGAAUGAGGCAGUGGGAGGGGAAGGCGGCAGUGGAAGUGGUGGGGGUGGGGUUGAAGAGGGUAUUGGUGGGAGUGGAGGUGGUGGGAGUGGGGAGGCAGGGAGUGGGGCGCAGGGCAAGGAGGUGGAGAAGGACAAGAGGACGUUUAGGCCGGGGUGGCACAACAUAUUCCGCAUGAACCAGAAGGAGCUUGAGGCCGCCAUCCGCCGCGUCUCCAGCGACUCGUCGUUGGACCCCAGGAGGAAGGCGUACCUCAUGCAGAACCUCAUGACCAGCCGGUGGAUCGUGGCGCAGCAGCAGCAGCACAAGUCAUCCCGCGACACGCCCGAGGAGGAGGUGCUGUGUGCGUCGUACCACGACGAGGAGAAGGGCAUCUACGGCUGCCAGCACUACCGCCGCAACUGCAAAGUGCGUGCUGUCUGCUGCGGCAAGCUCGUCUCCUGCCGCUUCUGCCACGACAAGGUCGCCGACCAUGCCAUGGACAGGCAUGCGGUGAAGGAGAUGAUGUGCAUGAAGUGUCUCAAGGUGCAGCCAGUGGGGCAGCACUGUGCCACGCCCUCCUGCAACGGCUACUCCAUGGCCAAGCACUACUGCAGCAUCUGCAAGCUCUUUGAUGACGCCAGGGUGAUUACCAUGCCUGAAGCCACUGGAAUGAUGCUCGGUAUUGGCGCAUCAACUCACAUGUGCAUCCUCACAACCCUCCUCCCACCGCACCGCCACCACAGAGACAUCUACCACUGCCCGUUCUGCAACCUGUGCCGGGUGGGGCGGGGUCUGGGAAUCGACUACUUCCACUGCAUGACGUGCAACGCGUGCAUGUCCGUGACACUGGCGCAGCACACGUGCCGGGAGAAGGGCCUCGAGUCCAACUGCCCCAUCUGCCACGACUUCCUCUUCACCUCCUCCGCACCUGUCAAGGCGCUCCCCUGCGGCCAUUUCAUGCACUCCGCGUGCUUCCAGGCAUACACAUGCGAGCACUACACCUGCCCCAUCUGCUGCAAGUCCGUCGGAGACAUGCGGGUGUACUUUGGGAUGUUGGAUGCUCUACUAGCCGCAGAGCAGCUUCCAGAGGAGUACCGCAACCGGCAACAGGCCAUUCUCUGCAACGACUGCGAGGCCAAGGGAAACGCACCUUUCCACUGGCUAUACCACAAAUGCUCUGCCUGCGGCUCGUACAACACCCGCACCAUCUAG
Molecule: messenger RNA, 3576 nt
Organism: Closterium sp. NIES-65
Lineage: Eukaryota; Viridiplantae; Streptophyta; Zygnematophyceae; Desmidiales; Closteriaceae
Source: the annotation of a GenBank genome assembly